UUUAGCUUUUAGGUUGAAGGUAGUCAGAAUGCGCUCAGCUGUGAUGUGUCGUGCACUUUCAAAAGCCUUGCAGAGGCAUGUCUCAGCGAUGGCUGUUUGUUCUGGAAUCAGAAUGCCGCAAGUUUUGAUAGCUCGACAGGUGUCAUCUACUCGACAACUAAAUAAUGAAUUAAUUGAUGCUCUAAAGAAUGAAAUUACGGCUGAAAAACAGCUAGAGAAGGAAAAUCUUCGUGGUGAACAAGCUCCAAAAAUCUCGGGUUUCGAAAUUACAACUGAUGGUGCCAACGUACAGUUGGCAAAGAUCCAUGGCAAAGAAAAAAUUAACGUUUACUUCAAUGUCAAUCAUUCAGUGGAUAUGGAAGGCGAAGAAGACGAGGAUGAAGGAGUUCCACUUGCCUUGCCUUCGCUUACGAUAGAAAUCAUCAAAGCACAGCAGCGAUUGUGUUUUUAUCUCGACUUAUGCGAGAAUGAAGAUGCAGCGGAAGCAAAUGAACGAUUCGAUUUCCGUGUGGCAGAAUUUUACAUUGCUCCAGCAUCCAAAGGAACAGAGGAUGAAGACGUACCUGAAUCAGUGUAUUCUUCAUCCGGCAAAUAUAUUGACCCAACUUUGCAUGAUCUUUUGUUCAAUCAUUAUUUGGCGGAACGUGGCUUCGAUCAGAAAUUUUGCCGUGAAGUUGUGGAUUUUGCUACACACUAUGAGCACUCACAAUAUGUUAAACUGUUAACGGAUAUCCAAUCAUUUGUUUCGAGAUGAAGAAAAAGGCAUUAGUAAAAUGGCUGUUGCUUAUGAAAUCUUUCAAAGUAACUUCUGAGCUGAAACUCCAUAAGAUACUUUGUUUCUUUGUGUGUUUGGGAGUCCUUUAAUUAAUUCAUGUUGAAUUUUACGCAUUCUAUGGCUAUGAAUCGUUGAUCUUAAUACCU
Molecule: messenger RNA, 921 nt
Organism: Loa loa (African eye worm)
Lineage: Eukaryota; Metazoa; Nematoda; Chromadorea; Rhabditida; Onchocercidae
Exons: 6
Coding region: 29-754 (241 amino acids)
Biological process (GO): cytosolic ribosome assembly
Cellular component (GO): mitochondrial matrix
Source: RefSeq, a predicted model, not a curated record